This is a messenger RNA of Prunus armeniaca (apricot), 555 nucleotides long. NCBI's taxonomy places the organism in Eukaryota, Viridiplantae, Streptophyta, Magnoliopsida, Rosales, Rosaceae. The record is from the annotation of a GenBank genome assembly.
AUGUGGUUUGGUGCAAUUGGACAAGGCAAAAAAACUUUCAACCAUCAUGAAUGUUGGGAGGUGGUGAAAAAUUGCACACGCUUCAGAAUUAUUCCCACGGGUCCUCCCAUUCUAUUAAACGAGACGUCAUUCCAUGAUUCAACGACAUCGGAUUCAAUUCUCAAUUUCCCUGUGAGUCAAGACUCGCCUAUCGAAAAGGAGCCGAAGCCCAUUGGCCGAAAGGCUGCGAAGGGGAAGAAAUGGAGUAAUUCUAGCACUAAUACAUCAAAAAAUUUAGAGGAACUUGCAAGGCAGAGUGCCAUAAGAAUUGAAAUUGAGAAGAAACACCAAGAGAAUGAGAUGGCAAUUCGAGUAGAAUAUGUACAAGAAAGGGAGUAUUCGCACAAACAACACAUUGAGAAGACGGAUUGGGAAACCAUGGUCAUGGAUACAAGUCAUAUGUCCCCUGAAACAAAACAAUUUUGGAAGCUAGAACGAAUGGAUGUUAUGAGAAGAAGACUUUUUCGUGACGAUGGACCUAGCAACACGGAUUGGUUAAAUGAUCAAAAUCAUUAA